Messenger RNA from Carassius gibelio (silver crucian carp), 4523 nucleotides. Its product is annotated as protein ABHD15. The coding region runs from base 559 to 1965 and encodes 468 amino acids. Lineage: Eukaryota; Metazoa; Chordata; Actinopteri; Cypriniformes; Cyprinidae. Gene Ontology annotation, molecular function: monoacylglycerol lipase activity; short-chain carboxylesterase activity. The transcript has 3 exons. The record is from RefSeq and is a predicted model, not a curated record.
UAUUGCAGAUGAAUAUUAUCUUCUGGAGAGGGCGUUCCUUCACGGGCUCGAGCCAGUGUGCGUGAUGCGACUCCACACAGAAAACUAUCUGACAGUCAUUCAUUACAAAAGCUGCUCUGUGGCAGACCACUGAAUUGAGCACAAAAAAUGCCACAAGACUGCAUGAGUCUGACAAGCGGAUGCAGGUGAAGAGUUGAUUUCGAAAAGAGAAUCGAUUGCAUAAUCUGAUGGAGCACAGCGAGAGGCAGCGACGGGCGCUUCAUUUUGAACUAUGGCAGCAAUUCUGAUCUAAAUUUUGAUUAUGGGAAAACGUGCCAUGCUGGAGUACAGCGACGAAUUAAUGGAUAUGAGGAUUAAAACCAUCCAGCCUCAAAACUUUGAAGUUUAUUUAGUCGCUACCAGAGGGUGCAUUCGUUUUAAGGCUGCUACCUGUGCAGUGUGCUAUCAAUUAACACCAAACCGACUCGCUUAUAUCAUUUGUUAGGGCUUUUAAACCAACAUCGGAAGCUUUUGGAGGCUUUUCCUUUUUUUGCAGGUUUCUCAACUGCAGCCGUUCAAAUGCUGGAAUGGAUUGCUGUUGCUUGCUUUAUGGUUUUAAUGGCCAUACUCUGGCCAGUGGUGAAGUGUUUUGGAGCGAGUCACUCCACGCUGCUUCUUCCACGGCGCGAGAGCAGAAGAUCCUCGGAGAGAUGCGACUCGAAACCUGAGGGACAAGGUGAAUCAGACGCGCUCGACUUGAUAUGCAAACCAUCUGCACUGGCAAACUACCUUCUCAAACAUUGCAUGAGUUUUUGCAAGUCUCUAUCGAUACCAAAAUGGAACUGGCGAAUGAGUUCGUCUUUGCAGACUGUUUUCGGCGCUUUGUGGCCGUUUGACUGUCCGGUGCAUUUCAUCCGAGAUCAUUUGCAGUUGAGUGAUGAUGGACUCGUGGCGUUGGAUUGGGCUGUCGUUGGUGCAGCACAUCACAAGAGGCGCAGGACCUCCAGUAAUUCCACAAGCCCAGUUCUGCUCAUCAUUCCCAACUCUUUUGGAAAAAUCACGAGGAAUGUGCUAAAGCUCUGUGAGGCAGCUCUGAGUCACGGCUACCUCCCCGUGAUCUUCAACCGCCGGAGUCAAAACGGGACGCCGCUCUGUACUGUGAAGCUGCAGCAGUUCGGUGACCCGACUGACCUAAGGGAAGCGGUGCGCUACAUUCGGUACCGACAGCCAGCAGGCCAGAUCUAUGCCGUGAGUGAGAGCACUGGUUCAGGACUCUUGCUGUCCUAUUUGGGGGAGUGCGGCUCCUCCAGCUACGUGACUGCUGCGGCCUGCCUGUCUCCAGUUUUCCGCUUCCAGAGCUGGUUUGAGAGUGGCCCGACCUGGCUGUUCCACUGGGCUCUACUGCUUUACCAAAAAAUCUGCAUUAGCAGGUAUAGAACGGUCCUCGGGGAGCUUGUCCACACAGACAACUUAUUCUCCAGCUGCUCUUUGAAGGCAAUGGAGGAGGCACUUUUCUGUCAUUCAGGUUUAAAAGGGACGACGACGGAGGGAGCAGGUAGCUGGGAGGCAUACUGGGAACGUAACGACCCACUGAGGGACAUAGAUGAAGUGGCCAUUCCUGUGCUGUGUGUGUGCAGCCAGGACGACCCCAUCCGUGGGGACCCUCAGGUCACGCUUCCGUUAGAGCUUUUUGAGAGCAACCCACAUUUCUUCCUGCUUUUGACUGCCCACGGAGGCCACUGCGGCUUCUCCACAUCAGACGAGGGUCCGACAGUCUGGAGCCAUCAGGCCGUGCUGGAGUUCUUUCGGGCCACCACUGAUUUCUUUGCCGCUGAGGAGCGUGCCAAACUGGCGGCCCGACGGAGGGGUCUGAGUGGGGCUGGCAAGACUUUCCGCCAUCGCAGCGUCAGCACAUGCAAAAGACUGCCCGUCUGCACACAUAACAUUCACACCAUUUACAACUGGCAGCGGUCCUACACCAGAUGAUGCUGUGCUCACAGGGUCCCCACUUUCUUUGGGAUUAUGGAGAGACUGAAGUAGCAAAGAACACUGCCAGAAAAGGGGAAAUUAGAAAGCAUUGUCGAAAACAGCAGCAGAGUCAAAAUAUCUGUUUACAUUCAGGACUAUUUAAAAUUUGGACUACCAUGGUCAACAGACGGACAGUGCCUGUCUUUAAGGAUGUUAAAACGCUAGAUUUUUAUCUACCGUAUUUUUCGGACUACAAGUCGCACCUGAGUAUAAGUCGCAUCAGUCCAAAAAUAUUUCAUGAUGAGGAAAAAAACAUAUAUAAGUCGCAUUUAUUUAGAACCAAGAACCAAGAGAAAACAUUACCGUCUACAGCCGCGAGAGGGCGCUAUAUGUCUUCAGUGUAGACAACAGGACUACAGGAGCACUGAGCAGCACAUAGCGCCCUCUGGCGGCUGUAGAUGGUAAUGUUUUCUCUUGGUUCAUGUCAAAUUAAUUUUGAUAAAUAAGCCGCACCUGACUAUAAGUCGCAGGACCAGCCAAACUAUGUAAAAAGUACAACUUAGAGUCUGGAAAAUACGGUAAAAAACUAAACCAAAAGCUGUAGAACAUUAGAAAGGUUAAGUUACUCAAUCACGGUUUCAAAAUUUCAUAUCUGUGGCAAAGAAAUCAGUAUUUUGGGUUAAAAAAUCCUUAAAAUAAUGUAUUUUUUGGUUUUAGAUAAGAGUUGGAUAUGUCAAAUUUCUUACCAGACUGGCAGUUUUUGGCUCACUAAAUUUUAAUAUUUUUUUAAUUUUUGGCUCACUAGAUUUAUUUAUUUUUAAGCUAUGGUUAAAACAAGACAAUAACAGUUUGCUAGUUUAGUAAGAAAAUGAAAGCUGUGAUUAGAUAACCUGAAAUACAUUUCCUAGUCCACUGGAAUUUUUAUUUUUGUAAAAUUUGUAGUUAAAACAACAGUUUGAAGGUGGAAAACUAAUAAAGACAAUUAAAGUAAAAGAAAAGAAAAAACAUAAUUCAAGAUCUAUUUUCUGAAAACAAGUUUAGAUUUUUUUUAUGAUUAAAAAUACUGAUUAAUAUAAAGAAAAUAUAUAAUUUAUGUAUUUUUUUCUGUCUCAUUGAAUGACAGUAUAUACAUUAGAUGUAAAGUUUAGUUUGUCUUUCUCAGAGAUUGGUCCAAAUGCUUGUACUGCACCUCAUGAAUGUUUUAGUAUACUUCAUUCCAAAAUUAUGAGAAUAUUCAAACCGCUAGUGGCUACAUAGUGGCCUCUCCUUUUGGUACGUUUUGCCCCAUCUGCUUAAAUACAUUCUCUGCAUAUAAUAAUGAAAAGUGACAUUCUGUCAUUUUCACUGUGCAUUACUGUUUUUUUUUUUUUCAGAGAUUGCUAGUUUAUUUAGACUUGUCUCUGCCACAAGAGGAGUAGUCUGUGGAUUCAGAGUAAAGGGUCAGUCAGCACUGCUGGGGUUUCACAUGAUGUCGUUCUGAGGUUUCAAGGAAAGCUUGUCUCCCAUUGUCAUGGGUGGAGCUCCAACCCUGAUUUAUUUUUUUCUUUUCUGCCCUUUCUAUCUCCAUCUCAAAAAUGUGCGAUGUCUUUCUGGUGUCAAAGCGCAUUGUUUGUGUGUUAAAUUAGCUUUAAUUAAAGGGUUUCAGCUGAACACAUUCAUGUAUGCGAGUCAGGUUUUGUUAGUAAACAGGGCGUCAGAAUUAUAGGUUAUGCAAUGGACUGCAUGAAACUGAAAUGGGGAUUCAUUUACUCCCACAACUGUUCCUGAGGGCAGACUUAUAAAAGUGAGAACAAAACUGAAGCAUUUCUUAGCAUGUGCAUUGACUGUAGUGACAAAGCUAUGCUAUCUGAUUACACAGUUCAUUGGAUGCAUGAUCACAGUUUUACUGGGUAGACCCAAAUAUAGCUUCAGCCUGAAGCCUGAGCUCAGAGAGAGGAGGAAUGAUUAGAAGAGAAAGUCUCUGCAGACUCCAGCUCUGACGCUCACACUGACAGGCUGCACUACGGCAAGCUAUAGGCAGUUCGAAAUGGUCUCUUCUUCUGGCUUUGCUCAUAAUAAACCUAUGUACCAAAUCAUGUCAACAUUCCGGUCAGUAUCAUCCUGGUACAGUCUUCACAUAUGUUCUGUAAUGAAUGUUUGAUAGCACUAUGACUCUAUGGGCAUCUACAGAACCGUUCAAAUGUUUGGGGUUGGAAAGAUUUUUUUUUAAUACUCACCCAGACUGCAUUUAUCUGCAUCUAUUCUGCAAAAUACAGUAAAAACUAUAAUGUGAAAUAUUACCAUAUUCAUGUGAUGGCUGAAUUUUCAGCAGUCAUUAUUCCAGUCGUUUAAGUGUUACACAAGUCUUCAUUAAUCAUUCUAAUGUGCUGAUUUGGUUCUCAACAUUUCCUGUUAUUAUCAUUGUUGAAAAUAGUUAUGGUGUUUCAUGCUUCUUUUGAAACCAUGAUACAUUUGUCCCAGGAUUGUUUGAUGAAUAGGAAGCUCAAAGAAGACUAGUUAUUUGAAAUAGAAAUCAUAAAUGUAUUUACUGUCACUGCUGAAUAAGUGUAAUAUUUAUUUUACUUGCUGAACCAAAA